AACAUAAAUCUAAGAAUUUGGCUCGAAAGCUCUAGACGGUUUCCUGUGUAUGUUUGCCUUUCUUAUUUUGAUUGGUAAACGGCGUAUUAAUGUCUGGGGAUUUUUACUUUUUCCUCCUGAGCAGCUACCAAAAGUCGACAUGAGGCGGAUGUGGAGGGCAGUAGGAGGAAAGCUUGAUGUUUGCAGAGGCAUUGGUCGAAACAAUGUACUAGGAAAAAUCGAUAUAUUCAAAUGCACUGUUCGAAAUGUUUCAAAUGCAGUGGAGAGCAGCGAACACCAGAAUAAAAUCGUGAAGUUGAACCCCGGCAUGUUGUUGUUAAAGAAUUGGAUGGAGAAGGAAGAGCAAGUUGAUAUCGUGGAGACAUGUUUUAGGCUGGGUGAUGGGGAAGGGGGAUUCUACAGGUGGAAAAGGAAUUUGUGGAUGAUGUGCCUUGGAAAGAGCUGGAACCCCGAUUCGCACUGCUACGAAAAAAUCCGCUCUUCGUAUGACUAUGCAACACCACCACCUAUUCCUCCCAAUUUUGUUUCCUUGGUCGACAAGGCUAUUCGGGCUGCCCACAGUGUAGAGGAUGAGAAGGUUCUGCCAAGCAUGCGUCCUGAUGUCUGUAUUGUUAAUUUCUAUGAAGAAUGUGGGAGGUUAGGGUUACACGAGGACAGGGAUGAAAGCCCCCAAAGCUUGAAGAGAGGGCUACCGGUGGUAUCAUUCUCUGUUGGUGAUUCGGCAGAGUUUGUGUAUCAUGCUAUAAGUAGAUAUAGAGAUGAGAACGCCCAGAGAAUCAUGUUGAAUUCUGGAGAUGUUUUGAUCUUUGGGGGCCCAUCUCGACGUAUUUUGCAUGGUAUAUCUCGUCUCGAUCUUCAAACUGCUCCCAACUGGCUUUUUCGACGCACUGGACUUGCAGCAGGACGACUUAACCUCACUUUCAGGCAGAUUUGAGACUUCACUCAAUUUGAAUUUGAAUUUAGCAUUGAUAGGAAUAAGAAUUCAAUCGUCUCCAGUGUAUUUUGAGUAUUCCAAUUUUCAACCCUAGGAUUUUUAACUCUUAGGAUAAGAGCUGGGAGCAGCUGUGAUCCCUCCUUUUUAUUUUUGUUGUAAAAAUAUAUUUCUUACCAGAAAAUGCAACCUGAGGCUCCUUUUUUUUUUUCCCAAAUUUUGAGUAUUGGAACCCUAGCUUAAGUAUUCCAAUUUCAACCCUAGGGUUUUUAAGUUUAGGAUAAUAGCUGGGAGCAGCUGUGGUCUCUCUUUAUUUUUCUUGUUUACCAGAAACUGCAACCUGAGGCUCCUCUUUCUUUUCA
Cryptomeria japonica (Japanese cedar) is the source of this 1293-nucleotide messenger RNA. RefSeq lists its product as uncharacterized. Gene Ontology annotation, cellular component: cytoplasm; nucleus. The record is from RefSeq and is a predicted model, not a curated record. Bases 50 to 934 code for a protein of 294 amino acids. Gene Ontology annotation, biological process: oxidative RNA demethylation. The transcript has a single exon. Gene Ontology annotation, molecular function: ferrous iron binding; broad specificity oxidative DNA demethylase activity; oxidative RNA demethylase activity. NCBI's taxonomy places the organism in Eukaryota, Viridiplantae, Streptophyta, Pinopsida, Cupressales, Cupressaceae.